GACGUAAAAGAAUAUGGAGGAAAUAUGUAUUCCCAUAUAGGCACCAUGAUUGAGUAUAGAACACUGUCUAUAUAGCUAGUGGAAAAUUGUCUAUAUGAACAGCAACAUUUCUACGUUUCCUGAGUGUGCAUGUAAAACCAUUUAUGAUGUACAUAAGGAAAUGGGAGUGACACGACUACUGUACUUACGUCAAUGCCUCAAGGCUAUUCUAGCUAUUAUAAAAUUUAAUGCAUAAAUGUGCAUAACAAAAGCACGGGAAACUAACCUAGCAUAAUAAUUACAAAAUUAGGUAAUUUUAACUUAGACAUUAUCAACUAAGACCUUUUAAACUUUCAAUGAAAUGGGUGGUGGAUCCACAGAAACAGGGGACAAAACAAAAGAUGAUAAGCCUAAAACUGAUCAUCACUGUGAUGAAGACGAGAGGGAAAUAACCUGUGGACUUUCUUUGAAAGUGUCAUCUGAAGAAACAGAGCUUAAAUUGAACGAAAACGAAACAAAGAAUGUGGAAAAUAUUUGUUUAAAAACAAAUGAAGAAAGUGAAAAGAAAUUGGAAAAACAGUUAGAAGAAAGAAAAGUGGUGACGACACAUGAAACCAGUUCAAUGAGUAGCAUUUCAUCCCCAUUAUCAUCUAAACUCUUAACGAAUUCCCAAAACUCAGUCUUGACAAACGAUGUACAAAACAAGGAUGGUACUGAAAAUAGCAAUUUGGAUGAAAAACAACAGAAUCGGCAAAGAAAAGACCCCUUGGAGGAUGAAAUGAGAAUGAACAGAUGUCAUAAUCCAAUAAACUUAACUUCAGAAGCGAUUAAGGCUUUCGAGAGAAACAGAGAAAAUAUUACCCGUGCUUUUAAAGACCUGGAACGUUUAAAACAUAACACUACCCAGAACAAUGCUAAAAAUCAUCAACAGAAGAAGACGAGCUCUCAAGUGUUCAAAUUUGAAGGAACCACAUGCACCCAAAAGGAAGAUAGGGUAUCUAAAAAGAUUGGCACUUUUUCAAACGCACAUAAUUUAAAAACUAAGUCACUUGUUUUCAAGUUGCCUUCUUCAGAGACGAUAAGAAAACAAUUCCCUCAAAGAGCGAACGAGAAGGCCAAGAUGGCGUGCAAUCGAUGUAACAGUUGGUGUUUGUACUGGAACGUUUGUAGAGAUUGUAUGGUGUACCUUUGUGAUUCCUGUACAGAAAUUUACCCACAUUCACCAGAUCACACCACAAUCAGAGCUAAAGCCUUUUCUGACUUCGGAUGCCUCGAUCACAUACAGAUCUUUAAAUAUUUCUGUCCUGUCUGCAGCCGUUACAGAUGUGGUGACUGUAUUAAACUGGGGAAAUGUCAGGGACAUGAAUUAAAAGAUGCCUUUGUAAACCAAGAUCAAACUGAGACUUCCGACAGAUUCCCAGCAGGAAUGAAAUUAAAUAAAGAAAUACAAACGACAUUCGAGGAUUCUAGUCCAUCUUCGAUAAAGGGAGGAGCCCUACAGGAACACUUCUGUGGGUAUUGUCAGAUGUCUAAGGAAAGUUACAACAUUUGUGAAGACUGUAUGAUAUAUCUCUGUGAGACGUGUAUGGGCAGCUUCCAUCCUAAGGAUCACACGAUCUGUAAACAAGUACCAUUCCAUGUUUUUGGUUGUUCUAAGCACAAACAAAUUUGUCGUUACUUUUGCAAUUUUUGCCAAAAUUUGAGAUGUGAUGACUGCAUCUUGGCGAAUGAACAAUGCUCUGGGCAUGCUGACAAGCUUGUCAAAAUACUGGACCAUAUUAAAUACGAAAAGGACAAAUUCGAUGAAGCAGUGCAGCAGUUUUCUUCUAGAUCGUCUCGGUCCAUCAACGUGCUAUCAGAUCGACUUGAAGAAAUUGAGGAAACUAUUUCGAUGAAUGGAAUUUUGAACAAGGAAAUUUUGAGACAAGAAUUUGCAUCGCUUCAUCAACUGAUUACAGAACGGGAACAAAGACUUUAUCAAAAUUUUGAUCAGGAAUAUGGGUCCUGUCUAAAGAGGAUCCAACAGUACAAAAGGCGGUAUGGAUCGAUCAUGCAAGCUGAUAGCAAACUUAUAUCGACAUCUUUACAGUUUCUUGGCAAGGAAUCCUUGAUGGAAUUUUUCUUCAGUGCUGAAAAGAUCUGGAAAAGGUUUGAUAAGCAUAAGAAGAAUUUGGAAUAUCUACCUAGCCCUGAUGCUCUACUUCAGUCUCCGAUUCUAUCGCCAAUGUCUCUCUAUGUAGAAAAAUCAGAACUGGACAAAUCUCUACAAUUCAACAGUCUUGGACCUUGCUCUAUAAGCUGUCGGCGAUAUGUAGUGUAUAUUGAGGAUGUCAAGGCACCUAUUCGUAUAGAUGACUUUAUUUCCAUUCCCAGCCCAACUCUCUCCAAAUCUUUGUCGAUUUGUGUGGAAAUCCUAACAUCUGUAAAGAGAGUAAUCAGCCGUUCUGUUCAUCAUUCAUUAGACGAAUACGUCGCCAAUGCGAAAAACCUUAUAUCCUUAGAACCGUCUCACAGAUAUAUAUUCAAAUUUCAUGUACAAACUUCAUUCCAAAUGUCUGACAAGAGGAUUACGAAGAGAAUAAGCAGUCCUUGCCACAUCCUGGUGAUCACAGAUAAAGCACCAAUACACAAAGAAGAAAAGCAACCAAAGAUGAACGUCACCAAGUGCGAAGAUUUUGUUAAAACGUUGAUUAGCAGGGUAGAAAGGAAGUUGAAGUUAAAGGACGACGUACAACAUGAGGAGAAACUGGAUUUUUGUU
Molecule: messenger RNA, 2738 nt
Organism: Saccostrea cuccullata (small rock oyster)
Lineage: Eukaryota; Metazoa; Mollusca; Bivalvia; Ostreida; Ostreidae
Exons: 11
Source: RefSeq, a predicted model, not a curated record